AUCUUGACUUUUUCUCUCAUAUAUUUGAAUAGUGUACUCUACAAUGGCAAGGAUGAUGUGUAUAUCAUUGUCAUGUUGAUUUUUAUAUCUGUUUUUACAAAUACCCAUUUCAAUUUUGUCACUGAAAAAUCCAAAAUCUAAAAAGAAUCAAGAAAAGCAAAAAAAAAAUUUGAUUUUUGAUUGUUAUGGAGAAAUCUGGUUAUGGCCGUGAUGGGGUAUACAGAUCUCUUAGACCACCUGUAUUUUAUCCAAAAGAUGAAAAUUUAUCUAUGGUUUCUUUUUUAUUCAGAAAGAUUUCAUCUUACCCUGAAAAACCUGCGUUUUUUGAUGCUGAUAAUGGUGGAACUUUAUCUUUUUCUCAGUUCAAAUCUAUGGUGUCAAGAAUCUCUCAUGGACUUAUUCACCAAAUGGGUAUCAAGAAAAAUGACGUUGUUUUGAUAUUUGCCCCAAAUUCUGUUCAAUUUCCUUUAAGUUUCUUUGGGGUUAUUGCUAUUGGUGCUAUUGCUACAACUGUUAAUCCUAUGUAUACUGUUGCUGAACUUUCUAAGCAAAUUAAAGAUUGUAAACCAAGCCUUAUUAUUACUUCUCCUGAAUUGUUUGAUAAAGUUAAUAGUUUUAAUUUGCCUAUUUUGCUUUUGGGAAAUUCGAAUUCGAAUAAUGCAGGUGUUGUAAGGUUUACUGAGCUAGUGGAUAAAGCUGGGUGUUUUGAUUUGGAUAAAACUGUGGUGAAACAAACUGAUACUGCUGUACUGUUGUAUUCUUCGGGUACAACGGGGGUUAGUAAAGGUGUUGUGUUAACUCAUAGGAAUUUCAUAUCGGCGGCUUUAAUGGUAUCUAGUGAUCAAGAUUUGGCUGGGGAAAUGCAUAAUGUGUAUAUGUGUGUUUUGCCUAUGUUUCAUGUGUUUGGUCUUGCUGUUAUCAUGUACUCACAGUUGCAAAGGGGUAAUGCUAUUGUAUCUAUGGCGAAAUUUGAUUUGGAAACGCUUUUGAAGAAUAUUGAUAAGUAUAGAGUGAGUCAUUUAUGGAUUGUACCUCCGAUUGUUUUAGCAUUGGCUAAGAAUCCUGUGGUGAAGAAGUAUGAUUUAACGUCGAUAAAGCAAAUUGGAUCCGGGGCUGCGCCUUUAGGGAAGGAUUUGAUGGAGGAUUGCGCUAAGAACUUCCCUCAGGCUGUUGUUAUGCAGGGAUACGGUAUGACAGAAACCUGUGGAAUUGUUUCAGUGGAGAAUAUGUGUGUAGGUCCUAGACAUACAGGAUCAGCAGGGUCUUUAGCUCCUGGAAUUGAAGCUCAAAUAGUUAGUGUUGAUAAAUCGAAGCCUCUUCCUCCUGGGCAAUUAGGUGAAAUAUGGGUCCGUGGUCCCAAUAUGAUGAAAGGCUAUUUCAACAAUCCACAGGCCACAAUGCUCACUAUAGAUAAUCAGGGCUGGGUUCAUACAGGAGAUCUUGGGUACUUUACUGAGGAUGGAUUGCUUUAUGUCGUUGACAGGAUCAAAGAGCUCAUCAAGUACAAAGGUUUUCAGGUUGCACCAGCAGAGCUUGAAGGUCUACUUGUUUCUCAUCCUGAAAUAUUAGAUGCUGUUGUUAUCCCGUUUCCUGAUGCUGAGGCUGGUGAGGUUCCGGUUGCAUAUGUUGUUCGCUCUCCCAAUAGCUCUCUGACUGAAGAAGAUGUUCAAAAGUUCAUUGCGGAUCAGGUUGCACCUUUCAAAAGAUUGAAGAAGGUGACAUUCAUAAACAGUGUUCCCAAGUCAGCUUCUGGGAAAAUCCUAAGAAGAGAACUAAUCGAUAAGGUUCGUUCAAAAAUAUAAGAUUUUUACCCGAUACCUGUGCUGGUGGGAGCUAGCAAGUACGUGUAGAUUUUGUCAAGGUGUACACAAACUGACUCACACUAUGGUUAUAUUUUUUUAUUACAAACUAAGUAUUGGUAAGAUUUGCAUAGUUUGCUCAUUAUAUGUUAAAAGCACAUCCAUCUACUGUGUAUUUUUUUUUUUGAUUUGUGAUAGAAUUGCUUGAAUAAUGUAAAAUUACAAGUGAUUUGCAUAAUAAAAGAUACACGUUUUGAAGGGUAUUUAUUCAA
This is a messenger RNA of Solanum lycopersicum (tomato), 2071 nucleotides long. Its product is annotated as probable CoA ligase CCL7. NCBI's taxonomy places the organism in Eukaryota, Viridiplantae, Streptophyta, Magnoliopsida, Solanales, Solanaceae. The record is from RefSeq and is a predicted model, not a curated record. Gene Ontology annotation, molecular function: CoA-ligase activity.